CGGCUUCCGUACUACGGAAUCCCAGCCAUAACAUCAACUUGCUAGAUAGCUAACCUACCGGUAGCUAGUUUUUCAGUCAUCGUUGUCAAAUGAAUUGGACACAUAAGGUGCAUAUCUUAAGCGCGAGUCACAUCCUAUCCGGACGAAACCGGAUAAAAAAAACUCUUCGCGACAUGCUAUCAACAGUAAGCUUGCUAUGAAAUUAAAAUGAACCGAUUGUCAGCAGGCAGGCUAGCUAUCUCUGACAAGAUAGCUAGGUUGUGAAGUUAGCGAGCUUUCACAUAGCGUUAGCGUUGUGGUAUUACUGAAGUUAGCUAGCUAGUUGUAAUUGUUUCUUGCGGCUUUGCUACAAAUGACGAGCUAGUUUCAGUUUGUCAAAAUAUAUUGUUGCGAAAGGUAGCUAGCAAGCAAGACAUGGGCUACUAUGUAGCCAGUUUAACGCUGUCUGGUCAGAUCGGCGCUACAUUGUAACCAGAUCAGUGCUAGAGAGAGAUCAGUAGCAGUUUGUCUGUCGUAAUAGGAAACAACAUCCUCAUUAUGGGCACAGUUAGUUAGCUAGCUACAGAUUGACGAUAACUGGUUUAUUUUUUACAGUGAUAGUUAUAUUUGGUAGAUGGUGCUCGUAUUUGCCCUUCAGUACAAGUAAAGCCGUGCUUUGUGAUUUCUGACUCAGACGAUCAUCAUUGUCGUGUGGUGGAAAUCAAUGUGCGCCUGAAGAUUAGGCGGAACAGCAGGAUGUCUAGGGGAUUUAGUGCAGCAAUGAUAUUGUUUAGAAAACACAACAACACAACCAUGAUCACAAGGCAUACAAAAGCCCCCAAAUGAAAUCGUAUAAGGCUCAACCUUUCCUUUUAUCUGACUAUACAUCACAUCUGGUGCGUCUUGGGUUAUAGAACACACAUACGAAUAUAGCCAAAUCAGUUUAUUUAAUUUGAAGAGUAGCCAAAUAAAUAUUUGAUAUGUCUGGGGACGGCUCGGAUAGUAGUAGUAGUAGUAGUAGCGAUGACUCCGAUACAGGGAUCCGGAGAAAAGCCUGCACUGUCAAACAUGAGAUUACCAAUGCGAACCUCACAGGCCAUUCUGAGAGAGUGGGCAUGGAGAACUUUGAGCUUCUCAAAGUCUUGGGCACAGGAGCCUACGGGAAAGUGUUUCUGGUCAGGAAGAACAGUGGUCACGAUGAAGGGAAGCUAUAUGCCAUGAAGGUGCUGAAGAAAGCAGCCAUCGUUCAGAAGGCGAAGACAGCGGAGCACACGCGUACAGAGAGACAGGUGCUGGAGCACAUCCGCCAGUCCCCGUUCCUGGUCACACUGCACUACGCCUUCCAGACCCAGACCAAGCUCCAUCUCAUCCUGGACUAUGUGAGCGGAGGGGAGAUGUUCACACACUUGUACCAGCGGGAUCACUUCUCUGAGGAAGAGGUGCGGAUCUACAUCGGGGAGAUUAUCCUGGCACUGGAGCACCUCCACAAGCUCGGCAUCGUGUACCGGGACAUCAAGUUGGAGAACAUCCUAUUGGACAGCGAGGGACAUUUGGUGCUGACAGAUUUUGGGCUCAGCAAAGAGUUCCUUGAGGAGGAGAAGGAAAGGACGUAUUCGUUCUGUGGCACCAUAGAGUACAUGGCUCCAGAGAUCAUCAGGGGGAAGUCUGGUCAUGGAAAGUCAGUAGAUUGGUGGAGUUUGGGUAUCCUGAUGUUUGAAUUGCUGACGGGGGCGUCCCCAUUCACACUGGAGGGGGAGAGGAACUCCCAGAGUGAGGUGUCCAAGCGUAUCUUGCGCUGCGAACCGCCGUUCCCCUCUAUGAUCGGAGUCGUGGCUCAGGACCUGCUGAGGAAGCUGUUGGUUAAAGACCCCCACAAGAGACUAGGCUCGGGACCACGAGGGGCCGAGGACAUCAAAAGUCAUGCCUUCUUCAAGGGUCUCAGUUGGUCAGACCUUGCUGAGAAGAAGGUAGUCAGCCCAUUCAAACCAGAGAUCAGGAGUGAGCUGGAUACGGGGAACUUUGCUGAGGAGUUCACUGGCAUGAAUCCUGUCUAUUCUCCAGCCAGCACCCCACCAAGCACUGACCGCCUGUUCCAGGGCUACUCCUUCGUUGCUCCCUCCAUUCUGUUCAACAAGAACGUGGUUAUGGGUGACUUCAUGGAGGGCCAGAUGGGAGCAGACCGGCCGGGCUCAGCCACUGUCCGUCGCAGUGCUAUGUUAGCGGACUCUACGUUCUUCCAGCUGUAUGAGCUGUGCCUGCAGGGGGCGCCCCUGGGCGAGGGUAGCUUCUCUGUGUGCAGGAAGUGUCGACACCACCAGAGCGGCCAUGAGUACGCCGUCAAGAUCAUCAGCCGCAGAAUGGAAGUAAACACUCAGAGGGAGAUUGCUGCCCUCAGGCAGUGUGAGGCUCACCCCAACAUCGUCAAACUGCAUGAGGUCUACACUGAUCAGUUCCAUACAUACCUGGUGAUGGAGCUGCUGCGUGGGGGGGAGCUGCUGGAGAGGAUCAAGAGGAAGAAAUUGUUUGGGGAGGCAGAGGCCAGUCAGCUUCUCAGGAGCCUGGUGUCAGCUGUCGGCUUCAUGCACGAGGCUGGAGUGGUGCACAGAGACCUCAAACCAGAGAAUGUGCUGUUUGCAGACGAGGGGGAGGACUCGGUGCUCAAGGUGAUAGAUUUUGGUUUUGCCCGACUGUGCCCUGCAGGCAGCGCCCCCCUGCAGACUCCCUGCUUUACACUGCAGUACGCUGCUCCUGAGCUCUUCCACAGCACCGGUUACGACCAGGCCUGCGACCUCUGGAGCCUUGGGGUCAUCCUGUACACCAUGCUGUCAGGACAGGUGCCCUUUCAGAGUGAGCAGCAGCAGCGGGCGGGGAUGACCUCAUCUUAUGCUGCCGACAUCAUGCAUAAGAUUAAAGAGGGUGACUUCUCUUUGGCUGGAGAGGCUUGGAAGGGUGUAUCAGACGAGGCUAAAGAGCUUGUGAAAGGGCUGCUGACGGUGGAUCCAGAGAGGCGUCUCAAGCUGUCUGCUCUGAGAGAGAACAGCUGGCUGCAGGGCGGGACCAUCUUAUCCUCCACCCCCCUCUGCACCCCAGAUGUGCUCGAGUCCAGUGGCCCCAUCGUCCGCUCCUAUGUCAACGCCACCUACAAGGCAUUCAACAAGGGGAAGAGGGAGGGCUUCUUUCUGAAGAGUGUCGACAACGCCCCCCUUGCAAAGCGGCGCAAGCUCAAGAUGACAAGUACAGGUGUGGAGACUCGACGGAGCUCCUCUUCCUCCUCCUCGUCAUCAUCUUCCUCAGCUGCCUCUGCCGCUACAACAAACCUAAAAACACAGCCACCACACCAAACUCUACCCCCGAAGCUAGAAAAGAGCUAGCAGCCGAGGAGGGGGACGAGUAGGAGGAAAGGAGUUAGGAGAAUAAAGCACAUUAAUUCAGCUAUGACAGAUUGGAAUACUGGCUCUGAAAGACCAGAGAUGAUUUGUUAUAUCCCCUCUAAGUCCAAAGUCAUGUAGAAUCUCCAAAUUCUAAGAUCUUAUUUAUGAACAAACUAAGAGACUAGUUUAAGAUGAAACAAAAGGGUUCACGUCCCUUUUUCCUUUGAAAGAAUAUGCUGAAUGGUAUUUUGCAUUAUCGUAAUGAUGCAAGGACUUUAUAUGUAUUUAUACCAGUAGCUUGUCCCAUCUCAUGCAUUUUCUCAAGAAAUAAACUAACGUGUCAUUUCUUGAAUGGAACAAAGCUUUAGACUAUUGUUUUCUAAAUUUCGGUCAGAGGCUUUACAUCAGUAUGGUAAGUUACGGAAGACAUUUUCGUCGGCUUUAAGAUCACACUUGUGAAGUUUUCAGUCACUUUUUAGCAGGGUGACGAUGAGCAUGCAGUUGGACAUGAUGCUGACGCUUUGCAUGUUGAGGUAAGGAGCGCUGUCGUAAGCACCUGAGGUAAGGAGCGCUGUCGUAGAACGAGUCAGAGAGAAGCGGAGUGAGAGAGUCCUAAAGGGGAAAUGCAAAAGCCAUGAAUGAGCACAAGCCAUACAUACACAGAGAGGCCAUGGCCUCUACAACAGAGCACUUAUGGAUAGAUGCACAGUGCUCAUCACAUGGCAAAACGGAGAGGCAGUGGUUGGGGGUCUGUUGGAAGUCUCGCUCUGUUUUUAAAUGAUAUGGUUGAGAUUAAGAAAGAACGCUGGUACUGCGGACAGCUGUUCAAAUGAACUUUGACCUUGAGGGAUGAUCCCAGUCCAUGGGACGCUGUCUUUGUAACCCAAUGGUUCUAGUCACAUACAGCCAAUUUACAAGGACCCUUAGAAUCAUUUCCUUUUGGCUUGAGAUAUCAGCCUUCUAUCGACAUUGGUGUCUGUCUGCGUAGUUAACUGGUUCGCUGAAGUUCACCUGAGAAUCAAAUUAACGGCAUCCAUUGUUCUGUAUGUGUGCUACAUUAACAACCAUCAUGAUUCUGACAGGGAAUACAGGGAGAUGGAACGCUUGGUGAUAGACAUUCUGAUUUGAUACCAUAGUCCCAUACACAGUGCUCCAAGGCCUAUGAUGUACUUUUCUGAGCAGGGCAACUUUUCAUUAUAUUGCGCAGGGCCAAAUGGGAAAAAAAUGAAUCGUUUUUUUACUGUGAGUAAAUAUUGUCACCCUGGUUUAGAGGUUAGUGUUUUUGUAGCCGUUUAGGUGUUUUGAUCAUUGAAUGUCAGUUCCACUGAUCAUUUACUCAUCGCUUUUUUUCUACCGGAAUAUAUUGACUGUUGAUUUGAUUUGUACCUGGAUAUCACACACAUGUAGUCCUUUUAAUCAGUGAUAGUUAUUUCAGAUUUAAACCGGGCUUAUUUUAGUAUUUAUUACAUGUCAUGUUUUUAUAAUGUUGUGGUAAUGGUUGUUGUGCGUGUGCGUGUGCGUGUGUGUGUGUGUGUGUGUGUGUGUGUGUGUGUGUGUGUGUGUGUGUGUGUGUGUGUGUGUGUGUGUGUGUGUGUGUGUGUGUGUGUGUGUGUGUGUGUGUGUGCGCGUGUGCGUGCGCGGUGUGACUGGUUCUGGGGAUUGUAUAUUAUUGCAAGUUACUGUAGUAAAUAAUUGUUUUGAUCACAUUUGUAUUAGUUACUCCUUUCUAAAUAUUAGUUUUGCCGGGAACCGUGCUUUUGUCACAAUGCUAUUGUUUGGCUGUUGAUGUUGUGUUGUCUUUUUUUUAAUGUUAUGAAUUUGACUCUUUUUAAUGAGCUACUACCCUUUUCCUGUAUAGCUGUCCUUUUUUGCCCAACAUUUUCAAUUCUUUCUUCAAAGCAUAUCCUGACAUUGAGAUUCCCUAUGUCACGAUUGCUUGGUUUGGGUUAAGAACACUUCAGUCUGGAGCAAAAUAAAUGACUUUUCUCGA
Molecule: messenger RNA, 5340 nt
Organism: Oncorhynchus gorbuscha (pink salmon)
Lineage: Eukaryota; Metazoa; Chordata; Actinopteri; Salmoniformes; Salmonidae
Product: ribosomal protein S6 kinase alpha-4-like
Biological process (GO): regulation of DNA-templated transcription; protein phosphorylation; intracellular signal transduction
Molecular function (GO): ATP binding; protein serine/threonine kinase activity; magnesium ion binding
Source: RefSeq, a predicted model, not a curated record